Molecule: messenger RNA, 7760 nt
Organism: Pomacea canaliculata
Lineage: Eukaryota; Metazoa; Mollusca; Gastropoda; Architaenioglossa; Ampullariidae
Product: probable protein phosphatase 2C T23F11.1
Biological process (GO): protein dephosphorylation
Molecular function (GO): protein serine/threonine phosphatase activity; cation binding
Source: RefSeq, a predicted model, not a curated record
UUUAUCGAUUCACUCGCACAGUUGAAGAAAGUUGACAAGAAGAUUAAAAAACAUAUAUAAACGAGUCAAACGCACAUACAUGUACCUGGAUUAUCGAAAAACAGAUGUGGAUUAUUUGCUUGCACCAACGUAACUUUGUUUUGUGUUGUGAUGAGGCUGUGAAUCCAUACACAUAUUGGUGUCAACGUUAGAAGUCUCGCAGUGUUUUGGCUAUCAAUGUAAAAAAAAAUUGUUUUGGAACGUAUUGCUCUUGUUUCAUCAGCCCAGUAACCAGAAUGGGUCAGACUUUGUCAGAACCAGUAACAACCAAAGAUUCCUACAAAUGUGAAAAUAGCCAGGUCAGAGUUGGCUCCUCUUGCAUGCAAGGAUGGCGAAUAAACAUGGAAGAUGCCCACACUCACCUCUUAUCAUUACCAGGGGACAAAGAUGCCAGUUUUUUUGGAGUCUUUGAUGGACAUGGAGGAGUGAAAGUGGCACACUAUGCUGGAAACAAUUUACACAAGAAGGUGGUAACACAGUCAACUUAUUCUCGAGGGAAUGUAUCCGAAGCAUUGAGGCAAGCCUUCCUUUCUCUUGAUGAAGAAAUGAUGAAAGAUGAGUCACUGAAAGAUGACCUGGCUGGUACAACAGCUGUUGUUGUGUUAUUGAAAGAUGGAAAAAUGUUUUGCGGCAAUGUAGGAGACUCACGGGCUGUGGCCAGUGUUGCUGGAGAAGUGGAACAACUGUCCUUCGAUCACAAGCCUAGCAACGAGGCCGAGUCUCGCAGAAUCACUGCUGCUGGUGGAUGGGUUGAGUUUAACAGAGUGAAUGGCAACCUUGCCUUGUCCAGAGCUUUAGGAGAUUUUGUCUUUAAGAAAAACGAGAAGAAGAGGGCUGAAGAGCAGAUUGUGACAGCUUACCCUGAUGUGAUUGAGAAGCCCAUCACACCAGACCAUGAGUUCAUUAUCCUUGCAUGUGAUGGCAUCUGGGAUGUGUUGACAAAUCAAGAAGUGGUAGAUUUUGUGCGCCGCAUUGCCCAGCAAAUGGAGCCUGAUGUGAUAUGCGAGGAACUGAUGAUGCGAUGCUUGGCUCCUGACUGUCAGAUGGGAGGACUGGGCUGCGACAACAUGACUGUCGUCCUUGUGUGCUUUCUGCAUGGGGGUUCAUACUUGGAUUUGGCUCGUAGAUGUUCAAAACCCUCCCGAGGAGGUCCUGCACCACACCUCCGUGAUCUACACCACAAAGUCUUUGAAUUCAAGUAACCAACUGGAUGAAGUCAUGAUGCCUGGAAUACCUACUGACACAUUUGUAGUGUGUGUGUGGAAAGUUUGCGUCAAGUUUCCAGUGCAAGGUUGAAGUCAACAUUUGAGAGGGAGGUGGGGCAGGGAACCCCCUGAAAAACUUUAGAGGAAUUGUUGUCAUGUUUCUGGCUGUGGGUGGGGGUAGGGUGUGAGAUAUUGAUUUUUUGCUGCUAUUAAUGGGUAAGUUUCUUGAAGCAUGAAUCAUUUUGGUAUUAUUUCAGUGCUAGUGGAAAGUAAUAUUAGUCCCAGCAUCUGUUCUGGCUAUUGUCUUCAGCUGUAUAUUACAACAUAUACCUAGCUUUUUUGAUAACGAUCUCAUUGUAUCAUUGGUGAAAUAAAGUUUGUGUAUUUUAAUACAAGUAUCUUAGGCUGGCAAACAUGCCAGAGUGUCAUUGUUUCAUGAGAACAUUGAAUGGUGCAUUAUUGCUUGUUAUGUAUCAGUAGUGCUUCUUUAAAUAUCUGUUCUCUUCAGCAUCGUGUGGCAUGGUCAUCUCCAUCGGUUUUUGUUGAUAUUUUAUAGUGCAUUGUUGGGGGUUCAUUUUUGAUGUGACAGGUAUGCUGACUGGGAGGUAGUGGGGGUUAGUCAUACCACCAAAUGACUAUUGAAGAACAGGUUUCCAAUUUUUUAUAUGUACCACAUUCAAAAAUUGUUUCAGGUUGAAAGUGAAACAUUUUAUUUAUGUGCUUUUAAAAGUUACUUGCAUAGCUCAUGGAGACAUUUUUGUUGUGCUUGGUGGAAGUGGUAACUUGCAACAGAAGUGGUAUACAGAAGCAAGAGCAUCAGAAUCAGUGACAGCGUAAAUCUACUUACCACUAAAGUCCUUGAAAUGCUUAAAAACAAUGUCAGUAACUGUGUCCAUCACCAUUGCUAUUUUACUUUUGUAGCAACUGAGAAUAAAACCAGUAGUCAGUGGAAACCUGUCUGAAGAAUUAAGUGCUCAAUUCUGGUCUCUGUAACUAGGUUCUUAAAUUUAUUUGUUCAUUGUGUGUGUGUGUAUAUAUAUAUAUGUGCGCAUGCAUAUAUUCAGUGUGAAUGCUUAAAUGUAUUUCAGAUUUAUUACCAUACUGUCAACAUUGCUAAUAAGUAAGCAUAAGGGUGUAUAAGUUUAAUUACAGAAUAGCAGGCUGGCAUAGGUGCAUAAAUCUGCGACUUUUAUAUAUGUCAUUGCAAGCUGAAUUGUUUGAAAAAUUUUGUGUAGAUUUGUGGAAUACUUUGUGUGUGAUGCAUGGAUGCGUGGUAGGAGAGAGAGAGAGAAAGGGUAAAAGAUGUAUACUUGUGGGCACAUGCAUGUGUGCAAGCAUGCACUUAUAAAGACAUUUACAUGCUGCAUCAAGUAAUGCUGUUUAUAAUGGAAUGUUUUCUUUGAAGUGGUUCAUGUAUUCACAUAUUACAAGAAAAAUGCACUAUAUUUUUUUGUGAUGUUGUUGACCACAUUACCAUUUAUACAGUUAAAUAAUGAGUGUGAAGACUGCAUUAAGUUCUGAUGCAACUUAAAAAAUCUGUAUGCUGUCUAGCAAUAACAACAUGUAUGCAGGAUCAAAUGGAAGGGGAUUAACUUAUACAUGCUGGGCUGUCUAUUUUAGGAACAAUGUUCCUGACAUUACCUUGCUCUCAUCUGUGGUGAUGAGUAGGUAGGCAUUGUUGGUGUCAUCCAGCAAAAGCGUAACUUUCAAUAAAGGAUAUGCUUAUGCUGCUCAUAAAGAAGUGAAAUCAUUUCUGUGAUAAAAAGUCUUAACAGACUAUAAUUAUGCUAGUUUCACUAUCCUCUCACUGAAGAUAUACACUUUGCUUAGAGAAAUUUUAUGGCAUCAGAAUUUUUAUCCCUUUUGAAUGUUUUUUUGUAUUCUUAUUUGAAAAGUGUUUAUUUAAAAACAAGGCAGUUAUAAAUUUGCUGCUGUCUCAAGUCACAAAUGUCAGUUGGCCAGCAAGCCAUUCUCAGACUUUAUUAAAGUUUCUCAUACAUUGUAUUGCUACCAAACUGUUAAAUAUAGCAUUUUUUAAAAAUUGAUAAUUUGAAAGAUACUUAUGUUUUAAGUUGUUGCCAUUUCUGGUUUAGUAAAGCUAUCAAACAUGACAUGUUACUUUAGCAAGAGAUGAAUAACCUGUGUUGCUAUGGUAGUCAUACGUGAAAUAUUAAUUUCCAGUAAUUAUCAUCCCAAACUGAGUAUUCUUGAGGCACCAUGAAAGUUGUAUAGGCUUGUUUGUGGAUGUAAUCUAAUCUGCACAACUGCUGUUAUGCAUUUGUUAAGCAGUAGACAUUUUUUUGUAAACCUAUUCCUGUUUUAAAAUACAAAAAAUUAAUUGUUCAGAAACAUUAAGGUUGUUGUGUUAAACAAAUUUGACAAAGAUAUCUCAUCUCAGUAUACAUUGCUAGGUAUUAUGAGAAAUCCACUAAAAAGCAAAGAAAACUUUGCUGCUAGAUUAUUUCAUAUGCACCAUAGUUCCCCUUAUGCAUUCUGUAUACAUGAAUUUUUUUUUAAUUUAUUAAUUUUGUUUAUAAAAUCGUUUAUAAAAAUCUAGCAACUUGACCUUGCUUGGAUUCAUGAAAGCAAGAGCUGUGAGAGACUUAUAGGAAGUUUAUGGAUAGGCAGCAAGUGAAGUUCUGUUAAUGUUGCUGGUGACAAGCAUUGCUCGUUGUGUUCAGUUAUUUGUACCACCAUUCAUAUGAUUUGAAAAUGCACAUAACAAACAUUUGUAGAUAAAAUAAUGUAAAUGUGCCUGUACAUCGUUACAGCUGCAAUUAUAAAUUUAUUUUCUGUUGACAUUAUUUUCCCUUGCACUGCAAAGUGUAACUGCAGCUUACGAAACUGCAUAACUGCUGUGCAUUUACCUCUGUCAGGGUGGACUCAAGGAUAAUUAUUUUGUUAAUAGUCGGAUAUGACUUGAUGGGCAAGCUGGUGUCAAGAUUGUGAAAAGGCUUUACUGCAUAUGAAUAUGCUGAAGUGAUUUUUAUUUUUAUUAUUAUUAAAUUUCAUUUUGUAUUUGCUGCCUCUUUUUUUUUCCCCACCAGUGAGACGGAACUGCUGCAAAACCUGCCUGUUAAGUGAUUUGUGGUGGAAAAGCUAAAGAGACUUCACUGUUGUAGCAUGCCAGAGUGUGAUCAGUAGAGUUUUAUUUUAAUCCCUUUUCUAUUCCAUGUAAAGCUUGUUUUAAGUUACCUCCUCAUGACGGUUUAUUUUCACAAACUACUGAAAAUUACUUAGUCAAAUAAAAUAUAUUCUUUAAAGUCUUUAGUGGCAGGAUAAUUUUUAUGCAGUGUUUUUAAAACAAAAAAACAAGAAGAAUUACUGGGCACUGAGAAGUCAGUUGAAUAGGUCUGCAUGGGGGCCUAAGGCUUGCAUUGUUGCUUACAUAAUGUGCCUGAAAUUUUACGAGUCAUCAUAAUCAAAGACAAUGGUAAUAAAGACAUUUUCGUGAAAUAAACAGUUUCAUAAUUAAUCAGAUAAGAAGUAAGCAACCAGUUUGUAGUUUUCUACUUUUAUGAAAAGUAGAAUACUUGGGAGCUAAAGUGACUUAAUAAUUUUUCUCCCAUGGUCUAUCUUUUUUUCUUUCUUUUCAUGUAGGCAAAACGUUUAUUUCUCAUUCACCUUACUGCAGCAGCAACAACUGUUCAGAGGCAAUUGCCAUAUGUUGUUUGCCUACUAGUCAUUACCUCACUAGCACUGUUUUAAUUUUUUUUCAAUGAAACACAACCAUAAAAAGUGAGCAAAGCUUCUGUCCAGAUGCACUGCAUCGAAGAUUUUUUGUUGAAAAAUUAUUUUUGAAUUAUAGUCUGACAAUAAAUUAAUUUGUGGUUGGAGAAAAUGUGUUACAGGUCUCAGAAUGGCAUUAGGUGAUAGGGAAUACAGCACAUUCCUUUCUUGGGUUUUUGAUUUUUGUUGUUGUUGUUGGGUGAUAGGUGGAUAGGUGAAGGGUUGGGAAGUGUUUUUUUUAAUUAUUAUUCAUGCAGGUAUUUUAAAGCACAGAAGCAAAAAUAUUGUUUCAGUGCACAUGCACAUGUGGGCGAUUUCACAUGAUACAAAUCCAUUGUGGUACUGAACUAUCACCUAAUGGACAAGCAUUUAAGAAAUCACGCAUUUUUUAGAUUGUCCUGAACAUGUUUGGUGAUGUGCCUGUAAUUCCGACCCCCAAGUUUAUGUGCUGGAAGGCACUUAAAAUUGUAGGAGUUAGAUGAUGAUGUUCUUCUACUGUGAUGAAUUAACUUGGAAAUCAUUUAACAAGCAGUUGGGAUAAAAAGAAAUUAUUUUGUCCUUGUUUAAGUUUUACUUAAAAAAGGAAAUAUUUUGAGAGCUGUUUUUUGUGUGCUGUUUGGCUAGUUUUGUUGCAACACCUGAGUUCAGUGCUCUGGUCAGCUUAAGUGCCCCUAAAUAGUCAUUGAUUCAUCACCAAAAAGAAAAGUCAGCAGUACUAUGCCAAGCUUGUCCAAUGCAAAAUAAAACCUGGCCAAGAUGUGGUCGGUAUAUGACUUCAUUUGCAGUGUACAGGCACAGUCUUUCAAUUAGUCCUUUUAUGAAGUCCAGUGAAAAUGCAGUACUUCAGAUAGUAACCGUUUUUGUCAAAACUGCUAUAAUAUACUGGGUAAAGCUAGUCGUUUUUAAUUUAAAUGACAGAUCUUUUUUCUUAUUUGCUAUACAUUGUGUUUUUAUUUAUUUUUCUGGAAAACUUCUUUUAUCAUGCUAAUGCAGUAUCUAUGACUUUAACAGUUUUGAUGUUUGGAUUUUGGCUAGGGUUAAGGUUUUGGUGAAGGGUUAGUGACAACAUGACCAAGAUAUUUGUUAAUUUGGCAACUCCUGUUCACCUGUUCACAAGUGUAGAAAAUAUCAAUUGCCCAAAUUAGUGCUCCCCCCACCUCAAAUAAAAAAAUUGCUUCAUUUAAGAGGAUGUUGUUAAAAGUAUUCUUACAGGUAAGCACUAUCCAUACUGUGUGUACAGGAGUGGAGCAUAAUGUCUGUAAUGGAGCAUCACAUUCUAUAAAAUGUUAUAUCAAACAUAUAAGCUAUCAAAUUAAAAAGAGUGAGAAAAGUGCUGUCUGUAUAAAAACUCUAAAUAAAAAAAAAACUACUGAUAUGUCCACACAAUGUGAGCAAUGUCCCAGCUCAGUAAUCUGGUUAUAAAUCAUAGUUGUCACAGCUAGAUAAAAUGGACAGUAUAGAACAAAAUGUGGAUUGAAUUAAAUAAUAUUUUAUUGUUGUUCAUUCAAACAUACAAACGUUGCAACGGAAAUUUGUUCAGCAUGCAGACUGUAUGGAGCAGAACAUAAAGAUAAUUAUAUAUAUGAAAGAUAAUACACAAGAAAUGAUAAAUCUGUAAGUAUGCCCCAAAAGAGCAGUGUAGGCAUGAACUUUAUGAAACUAUUACUGUGACAGAAUUACGUUUUUCAGAAUUAUUAAUCUGUAUUUAUGUAAAGAGAAGAAGCAGCACAGAGUUUGAUUACUUUGGUGCUAAAAACCAAAAUAGAGACAAUAAUGCAUUCUCAGAAUGGACUUCAUACAAAGUGACAACACAACCUAACUUUUUCGUUUUCAGGGGUGAAAGUCAUCAUUUCCAGUCAUCACAAAAAUUUUGAUAUAAUUUGUUCAUUUGGUUGUACAUAUGUGCUCACAGCAAAAACAAAAAUUGAAAAGAAUUAUUAGUUUUAGUUUUGAUAAAAGUGGAAAUUACCAGUAAAUUGAGAUCUGACAAGCAGAUUUCAGCUAAUUGCAAAUAUAUAAAAAAGUUUCAGCGGUGAUAUGAACAUAAAUAUUUUGUAAAUUUACGCCUGUACUUUUUGCUUUAGAAAUGGGUAAUGUUAUAUGCAUUUUGGGCGUUACUACAGUGGCAUAAUGGACUAAAAUGGCUUGUUCUAAGCUUCUAGAAACCUUCUAGAGGUUCUAGGCAUUAUAUUUAGGGGGGUUUUGUGUAUUUUUUCAGUGUUGGGAUUGUUGUAUGGCAUUCUCAUGAUUUGCUAUGGCCUGUUGAUAAGAGUGCAUAUCUUCAGAAGAAGGCAGUCUGUGACUUGAAAAUUCCCCUGCACACCCAUCAUGUGGAUACCUGAUUUAUCAGGAAAGGUAAUACGUAAGUGAUUGAAAAGAGUUAGACUCUGCCCUACCAAAAAGCAGUGAACCGGUUCACUGACUCUACAGCCAAUAGCCUAUGGGAACCUUUUCCUUCUUAUCUGUCUCACUUGUUAUUGAUCAUGUCACUUGAAGAUCCUUGAUGACAGCUGAGUAAAAAUGAGGCACCUAAAGAGUUCAUAACUGCUGAAGGAUGGCUUAUUAAAAUUUUUGACCAUGAAGAACAGAAUCUCAUCCUUGGGAUGCAAGCUUCAAGAAUAAUGUGCAAACAGGUUUCUGGUAAGUCUGCCAAACACUGUUAUAACUGACAGUUUUAUUCAUGUGUCUGAUAAGAAAGCAAUAUUGGAAAUGCAAUUGAACAUGUAAAUUGAAGUUUUUGUAGGGCUUCAUUAUUAAAUAAAUUUAGGCGUACCUGUGUAUUAAAAA